Molecule: messenger RNA, 1035 nt
Organism: Chanos chanos (milkfish)
Lineage: Eukaryota; Metazoa; Chordata; Actinopteri; Gonorynchiformes; Chanidae
Gene: fut9a
Product: fucosyltransferase 9a
Exons: 4
Coding region: 1-1035 (344 amino acids)
Cellular component (GO): membrane
Molecular function (GO): alpha-(1->3)-fucosyltransferase activity
Source: RefSeq, a predicted model, not a curated record
AUGCGUUGGAACCAGAGUAAGAAGAUUUGUGAUCGCAAGAUUGAGCCAAAAGCAUUCAGAGGUUGCAAUCUUCUGUCCAGCUGUGUACAGAAGCACAGUGCUAACACAGUUAGUCUCCUCUCAAACCGAAGUGAGCAGAACCAAACCACUGUCCUUGUCUGGCUUUGGCCUUUCGGUGAGACCUAUGACCUCAACGUCUGCAGAUCCUUGUUCAACAUCGACGGCUGCUUCAUCACAGCAGACAGAAACCUUUACAACAAGUCAGAUGCGGUCGUCAUUCACCACAGGGACAUCAGUAGCGAUUUGUCCAACAUGCCACCUGCAUAUCGACCCACCCUCCAAAAAUGGGUGUGGAUGAACCUCGAGUCACCGUCACAUUCUUCUCAGUUACCUGGUAUUGAGAACUUGUUUAAUCUAACGCUGAAUUAUCGGCAGGAUGCUGAUAUCAAAGUGCCUUAUGGAUCUAUCGUUGCGGCCCAAGGUGAGGAGGAUUUUGUGCCACCAAGCAAAAAUAAGUUGAUUUGUUGGAUUGUGAGCAACUGGAACCCUGAGCAUGUCAGAGUGAAGUAUUACAAUGAGCUGUACAAACACAUCGAGGUGCACGCGUAUGGGCAAGCUUUUGGCGAGUACAUCUCUGACCAAGACUAUUUUCCCACUAUUGCAAGCUGUAAAUUUUAUUUAGCGUUUGAGAAUUCAAUUCACAAAGACUAUAUUACAGAGAAACUGUACAAUCCACUCUCUGUUGGCACAGUGCCAGUGGUUCUUGGACCACCAAGGGAGAACUAUCAGAACUAUAUCCAGGGUGAUGCCUUUAUCCACGUGGAUGACUUCUCCUCCCCCAAAGAACUCGCUGAUUACCUGUUGCUUCUCGACAAGAAUGAGGAACUGUACUUGAAGUACUUUGAGUGGCAUAAGCACUUCAGGGUUAAAAAGGCAUAUUUCUGGGCUGAGCACACAUGCCUGGUUUGUGAUUACAUUAGAAGGCACAAUGAGUACAAAGUGUUUAAUAAUCUUGACAAAUGGUAUUGGGGUUAA